UUGAGCAGAGAAAGAUGGCCGACGUUGCAACGAGCCUGCGCCGCCGCGGCGGACGUGGUGACGAAGGCAGUACAUUCGGCGCGACGCAAACUGAAUCGAGUCGGUUCCCUGCGUCUUCGGACUCCACCAACGACGCCGCGUCGUCGUCGACCUCGUUGUGGCAAUGGAUCUUUGGGCCGCCGACCCCGGACACCCCAGAGUCCAUGGCUGCUUCCCUGCAGAGCAGUCUUCGUCGAGAAUACGGCGACCAUUGCCCGGAUUUUGUCCAGUUGUCGUUCCGUGAUACUACCAACUUGGCCAAGGCUGACGGCAAGUUCCUCCUGGUCUACCUGCACUCGGAAGUUCACCAAGACACGCCGUCGUUUUGCAAGAACGCGUUGUGCACGGACGACAUGCAGGCAUUUGUCGCUGGUCAUGACAACGUCCUCUUCUGGGCCGGCUCCGUUCUCCAACCAGAGGGAUAUAGUGUCUCACUGUCUCUCGGUGCAGCUUCCUUUCCCUUUCUGUGCUUGGUGCUGUCCACGCCCCGCGGCAUCAAUAUCGUUGACAAAGUCCAAGGGAACAUCCCAAAGACAGCGCUUGUGUCCCGCCUUACAGCUGCCGUCCAGCGCAAUCAGCAGCAGCUCGCCACUGCCCGUGCCCAGGAACUCUUCCGGACGGAAGCGCAGCUGUUGCGCGAGCAGCAAGACCUAGAAUACCAGCAAUCGCUUGAGGCCGAUCGGCGCAAGGCGGAAGAAGAGGCGCUGCGCAAGGCGAAAGAGGAAGAGGAAGCAAGGGAAGAGUCUCUACGCUUGCAUGCGCAAGCAGAGGCCGCGCGGACUGCGGCGGCCGAACGCGAAGCCGCGGUCGAGCUCAAACGCAGCCGCCUGACCAACGGUCCAGCGACCAAAGGCAAAGACACGGCGUUCAUAAGGCUGCAGCUGCAUAACGGGACGAAGUUGGAGCGGUUGUUCUGGGCCACCGACACAUUUCAAACGGUGCGCGAUUUCGUCGACGUGGCGUUUUUCGAGCGAGAGAUUGCGAUCGUACGCUACGAACUCGCGACGAACUUUCCGCGAAAGAGCUGGGACGCGGACCACAGCCACGUGACGCUGCAAGACGCCGGCUUAGCGCCGCAAGCACUGCUGUAUGUGCAGGAUUUGGACUCGUAAUAUACUGGUUCAAUUGUCACGGUUA
Molecule: messenger RNA, 1176 nt
Organism: Aphanomyces invadans
Lineage: Eukaryota; Oomycota; Saprolegniomycetes; Saprolegniales; Verrucalvaceae
Exons: 8
Coding region: 15-1151 (378 amino acids)
Cellular component (GO): endoplasmic reticulum
Molecular function (GO): ubiquitin binding
Source: RefSeq, a predicted model, not a curated record